Miscanthus lutarioriparius is the source of this 591-nucleotide messenger RNA. The record is from the annotation of a GenBank genome assembly. Lineage: Eukaryota; Viridiplantae; Streptophyta; Magnoliopsida; Poales; Poaceae.
AUGGCUCUCCUCGCCCCCGCCAUCUCCGGCGAGGUUGGUUUGCGGCUCUUAUUGGCGCCGCUAAGCUCUAACAUAGUCAUCCGUACAGCCAGUUGUGCUGUGGGGAUCGGUCUACCUGUAUACUCCACUUUCAGAGCUAUAGAGAAGAAGGAUGAAGAAGAGAAAGAGCGGUUGCUUUUGUAUUGGGCAGCAUAUGGAUCUUUUAGCAUUGCUGAAGUGUUUGCAGAUAAGCUUCUUUCAAGUGUUCCUCUCUAUUAUCAUGUGAAGUUUGCUAUCCUUGUGUGGCUCCAGUUCCCUUCAAACAGUGGAUCAAAGCAUGUAUACAAAAGAUACCUGCGCCCAUUUUUCCUGAAACAUCAAGCAAAAAUUGAUAGGUUUCUGAAUAUUCUGUCAAAGGAACUUAUGAAGUUUGUGAGCAGCCAUGAAGAUGAAAUUCGUUUUAUAGAGAACAUGGCCAUCAGAGGCGCUACAACAGCAAACUACAUUGUAAAUGGCCUCGACCAACCUGAAGAAACACGAGCGGUUAAUACAUUUGAGGGUCGAAAUACAACUGUGACGGAAGAAGCUGGUGUGUCAGGAACUGAAACUUAA